AUGGACCGUGGCCUAUACAACAUAGUUGUUCUUCUCGAUUUAAAGAAAGCAUUCGAUACUGUCAACCAUGAAAUUCUUUUACGUAAGUUCAAACGGUAUGGCUUUGGUAAUAAAGCCCUAGGUUUACUAAGUAAUUACUUAACAAAUCGAACACAGAGAUGUCAGCUAAAUGCAAUGCUUUCAGAUCAGAGAAGAAUAACUUGCGGCAUCCCUCAGGGAAGUAUACUUGGCCCUCUUCUGUUUAUUAUCUAUAUAAAUGAUUUGCCAAAUUGUCUCAAACAUACAACACCAAUGAUGUUUGCAGAUGAUACCAGCCUUACAGCUGUGAGCAAAACAUUAAAUGAAGCAGAAGAGAUAGCGAAUAAGGACUUGAAAAAUGUUAAGGUGUGGUUGUCUUCAAACAAACUUAGCUUAAAUAUUGCGAAAGCGGAAUAUAUUUUGAUUGGAUGA
Paramuricea clavata is the source of this 450-nucleotide messenger RNA. Lineage: Eukaryota; Metazoa; Cnidaria; Anthozoa; Malacalcyonacea; Plexauridae. The record is from the annotation of a GenBank genome assembly.